AUGUCUUCGCAUCCGAGAGGCAAAGACUCGAAUCGGCAGGAUGCUGCAGAAUACAAGAAAGCAAUGGCGACAGGAGGAGUAGAGGCACAUGCAUCGCCAAUACCCCCAAUUGUAUGUUACUGUGUCGCUUCAAUAUUAAUGACUGUAGUCAAUAAGAUUGACAUGAGUCGGCUAAAGUUUGUAGUGUCUGGAGCUCAGUUCUCCAUGAAUUUUUUGUUGUUGUGUAUUCAAUCACUCGUCUGUGUGGCCUGUGUGGUGGUGGUGAAGAAAAUCGGAGUCAUAUCCUUUCGAGCUUUUGAUUGGGCGGACGCGAAGGCUUGGUUUCCAAUCAGUUUCUUGCUUGUAAGCGUGAUAUACACUGGUUCAAAGAGUUUGCAACAUCUGAGCAUACCCGUCUACACCAUAUUCAAAAAUCUGACCAUUAUCCUAAUCGCCUAUGGAGAGGUCAUCUGGUUUGGAGGACGUGUGACCGGAUUGACCUUCGUUUCGUUCAUUUUCAUGGUUGUGUCGUCUGUUAUUGCAGCGUGGUCUGAUGUCACUGGGGCCAUUUCGGAGUCAUCGCUACCAAUCGUAAGCACCGAUGUGGGGUUGAAUUCCUUGCAAGAUGUUGCAGGCGCUGUCCGCGGGCUUAAUGUUGGAUACUAUUGGAUGCUUGUCAAUUGUUUAACGAGCGCAGCCUACGUCCUUUCUAUGCGAAAAAGAAUCAAGUCGACGGGCUUCUCCGAUUGGGAUUCAAUGUUCUACAAUAACCUGUUGAGUAUCCCGAUACUGGCCGUGUUUUCAGUUGUUGUUGAAGACUGGGGAACUGCGAACUUGACUCGAAAUUUCCCUCCGGAGACCCGGAAUAUUCUUCUUUUGGCGAUUGCAUUCUCCGGUGCUGCCGCUGUAGGGAUUUCAUACACGACUGCUUGGUGUGUCAGGGUAACCAGCAGUACGACGUACAGUAUGGUUGGAGCGCUGAAUAAACUCCCUGUGGCUGCCUCAGGGAUGCUAUUUUUCGGAGACCCAGUUACACCUGGCUCAGUAUCUGCGGUGGGAGUGGGUUUUUUCGCAGGACUAGUGUAUGCCGUGGCCAAAAAUAAUCAGAAGAAAGCAGAAAAUCGGAUGCAGUCCUCAGGCAUUAUUCCCUUGACGAAUCGGAAACCAUAA
Messenger RNA from Psilocybe cubensis, 1149 nucleotides. RefSeq lists its product as uncharacterized. Lineage: Eukaryota; Fungi; Basidiomycota; Agaricomycetes; Agaricales; Agrocybaceae. The record is from RefSeq and is a predicted model, not a curated record. The coding region runs from base 1 to 1149 and encodes 382 amino acids. Gene Ontology annotation, cellular component: Golgi apparatus. The transcript is spliced from 9 exons. Gene Ontology annotation, molecular function: antiporter activity; GDP-mannose transmembrane transporter activity.